CUCAUAUGGACGACGACGACGACGACCACCGCCACCGCCGCCGCAACCACCGCCACAACCUCAACCUUCCUCCGUUCCCCCCCACCACUCCCCUCUCUCCUCCUCCUCCUCCUCCUAAAAAUUCCCCCGUCCCAAUUCUUCCCCACCCGCCCUUGGGAUUCUCCCUCCGCACUCCACAAUCCUAUUUCGUCCCACCCUCCUUGCUCUCCUACGGCUUCCCCAUUGGAAACGAGCCUAUCAAUCCCCUUUUGCCUAAAGACGAUGGCCGAAGAGGCUUGGAUGCUUGGACCACUAAAGUGGCUAGAAGUAAGAGAAGACUCGCCCGCCAAAGAAGCCUCAGCGUCACUAAACCCCCUUCUUCUUCCUCCUCCUCUUCUGGGCUCGCCGGUAGCAGCGACCACCAUUCCAAACGAAUAACAGUAACUCCUUCUCAACCCAACAGAACCCACAAUCUCAAUCUCUCCACCCUCAGCACCCCAAAUAAGGUAUUGAGAAUAUUGCUGAAGAAAGAGCUGAAGAACAGUGAUGUCGGGUCUUUGGGCAGGAUUGUCCUCCCCAAGAGGGAAGCUGAAGAGAAUCUUCCAUUUCUGAGUGAUAAGGAAGGAAUGCAAAUUUUGAUAAGAGAUGUGAAUUCGAACAAGAAAUGGUCCAUGAAAUACAAGUACUGGGCAAACAACAGGAGUAGAAUGUAUGUUCUUGAAAGCACAGGGGAUUUCGUUAAAGAAAAUGGGCUGAUGAUGGGAGAUUUAAUUACCCUUUACGAGGAUGAUAGCAGGAACUUCUACGUGACGAUUGAUAAAGGGGAGAAGCAUUUAAGCAGGGACGAAAAUGAGGAGAAAAGGAAAGAGGCGGCGGCAGCAGCAGCAACAGCUUCAGCUUACCCAAACAUGAACAUUAAGGACGAAGAAGAGGAUGACAAUUUAGCUCUGUUGAUCGAACAGCUCAAACACAGAUCAGAAGACGACGAGCUCCCACAGUCACCUUGCGCCACUAGCCUCCUACUUUCACGUUCAUACUUUGAGAGAGGGAGCUAUACGGGAGCUGAAAAAGGGAAUGACAACAAUGAUAAUCAUAAUUAUAAUAAUGAUAAUGAUAAUAAUGAUAAUGAUAAUAAUGGGAAGGAAGUGGAAGCCUUUGAAGAUUGCUUUGGAGACCUUGAAAUUCUGCCGGAAGUUAGUGGGUUCAAAUUCCCUAUUCUAGACUAUUUGAGAAACGACAGAAUAUGAACAAAACAACAUAAACACAGUAGUUGUUGUUGUUGUUGUGUACUGUUAUUAUAUAAUGUGUAUGUACUUAUGUCCUUUGUUGUUG
Messenger RNA from Cucurbita moschata (crookneck pumpkin), 1311 nucleotides. RefSeq names its product B3 domain-containing transcription factor LEC2-like. Lineage: Eukaryota; Viridiplantae; Streptophyta; Magnoliopsida; Cucurbitales; Cucurbitaceae. The record is from RefSeq and is a predicted model, not a curated record. The coding region runs from base 6 to 1226 and encodes 406 amino acids. Gene Ontology annotation, molecular function: DNA binding; DNA-binding transcription factor activity. The transcript is spliced from 6 exons.